Molecule: messenger RNA, 1407 nt
Organism: Kwoniella shivajii
Lineage: Eukaryota; Fungi; Basidiomycota; Tremellomycetes; Tremellales; Cryptococcaceae
Exons: 2
Coding region: 1-1407 (468 amino acids)
Source: RefSeq, a predicted model, not a curated record
AUGGUUGCUCAUACUUCUACAAGAAUGAACGAAUCAACUAUGACAGCUGGAAGAAACCGAUUCGGUCCAUCUAACCCUUAUUCUCAACAAGCCAAGCACCAGAACAGAGCAUCUUCCAUGUAUUCUGACGCCGAAAACAGAGGAACAAGCAGACCCUCUGCAACCCAGAGAGAUCAAGAAGCUCUUGAUAUACUGGUCAAUCGCAUGGACAACCUAUUAGUCGAAUAUAAUAGCAUUGUCCAAACUUUGGAAUCUCGUCAAGGAUCUGAAGCAAGUCUAUUCGAUGACACUAUUUCACAAACCCACAGGGGUCGUUCUGAGGGACUAGACUCCCUUGAUCAACUUCAUAUCGGUUCGAUGAGUGAUUAUCGACACCAUUCGUCUUCUACCGCAGGACACUCUGGAUAUUCCCCUCAUCCUCCUCCAGCACGAGGAGCACCACCACCACCUCCUCGUCCUCUUCCCCUUCAUGACAGUGACCACUGCCAUGAUCAUUCCAUGGAUCCAGAUGUUAUCAGGUGGACAGAUGGGCGCUCGACCCCUUUAUCGACACCCCUCUCGCAUUCUACCAAUUCUCAGGUCAAUGUCGGUUCUAGACAUGAUGGAAAGGAUGUGCCCAGUGACGAAUUACCAACCUCGUUCCCGUCGGGCACAAGCAAUACACUGUUGGUUUAUCCCCGAACCCCCUGGGGAGAUCGUGUUGUGAGAGAAGUUACAGUCAAUCCUAGUCUAACAGACGUGCAAUGGACACAUAAAGAUAUGACUCGCGGGCUUCGCUUGUCUACCACCGAUGGAUUUGAUGAGAAACGGGUAGUACCUGGUACCAUCUUCCCCUCUACGAUUGGUAAUAAGGAACCUACGGACGAAGACUUCUGGCAGCUCGUUGAAAUUCACAAAGACGAUCGGAAAGAAGAAUUCGCUGUUUGGCAUCCUGUUGAUAGAGGUUUCACAUAUCUUGAUGUUCGAGAUUGCCCGCCACCACCUUCACAUUUUCGUUCAAUCGGAACUUCUUCAAGACCCGGGUCAGAUAUUUCGUAUAGUCGCAGACCUGGUAACACCGUUGAUUUGAGUGUCGCUACUCAAGUCGCAUCAGGAAACGAAAUGCGAAGCCCCCUUCGCCCCAUGAACUCCUUCAAGGGACGAAGUUCCAGAAUGACUGGAACUGAAAGGACAAGCUUUAGCCAAAAUGAUCGCAUGCCCACUGGACAUAUAGCUGUAACGCGGCUACCAAAAGCUCCACCAUCAUAUCCACUAACUCCAUAUCCACCCCAACCCAGUGAUAUUUACAGUGGUACCCACAGUGUGUCGAGAAUUGGGGAUAUGGGGUUUGCUCCCAGUAGUCGUCAAUAUGGCAGAUCAUUCAACAAUAAUGGAAGAAGUCAAUAUCCCUCCUAUGAACAGUUUUGA